AUGGCUGGCCGAUUUGAACGCCAUCCGUUCCUCUUGACGGCCGAAGAGGUUGCCAGGGCUCUGGAAACAGACCUCGAAAGAGGCUUGUCCUCUUCGAAGGUCAAAGAGUUACAGGAGAAGUAUCCCCCUAAUGAACUAGAUGUCGGCGGAGCCAUUCCAGGCUACAAGAUUUUCCUCAAGCAAUUAGUAAAUGCUAUGAUAUUGAUUUUGUUCCUUGCCAUGGCAUUAAGCUUUGCUAUGCAUGAUUGGGUUGAAGGGGGCGUCCUUCUUGCUGUUAUCGUACUUAAUGUUUCAAUUGGAUUCUAUCAGGAGUAUGGUGCAGAAAAGAAGUUGGACGCUCUCAGAGCUCUCUCCGCUCCCAGCGCCAUGGUACUUCGUGAUGGCAGAACUCAAGUUAUUCCCAAUGCCGAGGUUGUACCUGGCGAUAUUGUCAUUCUGAAAAUGGGUGACACAGUACCUGCGGACCUCCGUCUUUUCGAAGCCAUGAACCUGGCUGCCGACGAGCAGUCUCUUACCGGAGAGUCAGUCCCCGUUGAAAAAAUCGUCGAACCCUUGGAAGAUGAAGACCUCGGAAUUGGCGAUCGGAUAAAUAUUGCCUAUGGCACAACAACUAUUCGGAAAGGGCGUGGCAGAGGUAUCACUAUCUUUACAGGCAUGGAGACUGAGGUUGGCAAGAUUGCUGCUUCCACCGCGAAGAAACAUCGCAAGGCUGGCCGUUCUAUGAACUAUAGAAAGUACGGAAAACGACAACCGAUCAUUGGUCUUGCCAGGCGCAUCUACGAUUUUGUUGGCAAGUUUCUUGGGCUGACUGAAGGAACCCCGCUUCAGAUCAAGCUCUCGAAACUGGCCUACAUCCUUUUUGGCUGUGCUCUGUUGCUCGCUGUUAUCGUCUUUGCCGUCAACAAAUUUGCUGGUGAUAGAGAAGUUGUUAUUUAUGCUAUAAGCACUGGUAUUGCUAUCAUCCCUGAGUCUCUUGUCGCGGUCUUAACUAUUACUAUGGUCGUUGCCGUUACUGUCAUGCGUAAGGCUAACGUGGUUGUCCGGAACUUGUCAGCCUUAGAAGCUCUGGGUGGCGUUACCAAUAUCUGCUCGGAUAAGACAGGCACCUUAACCCAAGGAGCGAUGAUAGUACGGAAAGUAUGGAUCCCCUCUAACGAAAUUUACACGGUUGAAGACUCCAAGCAUCCAAGUAAUCCAACUGAGGGUAGAGUGACGUUCUCUGAAGUUGAUGACGAGGUUCAAGAGCCUGAGAAACGAGAUUUUGAUGAGGAGCGUAGUGCGGCAGUUCUCAAAUUCGACGUCCCAGACGAGAAACUCAAUCCUCCUCGGCAAAAGAAAGAAAACGAAAAAGAGGCCACCAUGAACCCCAAACUAGAACUUUUCCUCCUCGCUGCGGCGCUUUGUAACCUUGCUACCGUUAGGCACGAAACAGAGCCCGCCGAAGGCCGCAUUGAAUGGCAAGUCACUGGUGAGCCAACUGAGAUUGCCCUACAAGUGUUUGCGUAUCGCUUCCAGAAAGGCAAGAAGAUCUUGGAAGCAGAUGGUUGGAAGCAAGUCGCCGAAUUUCCGUUUGACAGCAGCAUCAAGCGCAUGUCUGUCGUUUACAAUAAUCCACACCUUGACCAUAGCAUGGUAUUUACCAAGGGCGCCGUCGAGCGAGUCAUUGAUCUUUGUACUUCCGUCGGAAUUGGAGACUCGCAAGAGCCAAUGACUGAAGAAUACAAGGAAAAGAUACUAAAACAGAUGGACGUCUUUGCUAGCCAGGGACAACGUGUCCUUGCCAUUGCUUAUCGACCUUGGGACGGCAAAUAUACGGAAAAGACUAAGCCUGAAAAUAGCGAAGAGGACGAAUCUCUGCGAGAGAAGGUAGAAAGUGGCCUUACGCUCUUAGGACUGGCGGGGAUUUACGAUCCGCCACGUAAAGAGACGACGCCGGCUAUCGCUGAAUGUGCUUCUGCUGGUAUUAAAGUACACAUGUUAACCGGAGACCACCCUGCUACGGCUGAAGCCAUUGCUAAGGAAGUGGGCAUCAUUCCUAGAAAUCUCGGUAUCCUCAGCCAUGAAGUCGCUAGUACGAUUGUGCAGAAGGCGAGCGACUUUGAUAAGCUUUCGGACGAGGAGAUCGAUGCCAUGCCGGAGUUGCCACUUGUUCUCGCACGUUGUGCUCCGGACACCAAGACCCGCAUGAUAGAGGCUCUCCGCCGCCGGUCUGCUUACAUGGCCAUGACUGGCGACGGCGUUAACGAUGCCCCCUCGCUGUCCCGAGCCGACGUCGGUAUUGCAAUGGGCUCGGGGUCCGACGUAGCCAAGUCCGCGGCGAAAAUCGUGCUGACAGACGACAAAUUCAAUUCCAUCGUUGCCGCCAUCCGUGAGGGCAGACGAAUGUUCGACAACAUCCAGAAAUUCAUUCUGCACCUACUUACCUCGAACGUGGGAGAAGUUAUCCUCCUGAUUUGCGGUCUCGGGUUUCAGGACGAAUCGGGCCUUUCGGUGUUCCCCAUCUCGCCUCUCGAAAUCCUCUGGAUCAACAUGGUGACUUCAUCCUUCCCCGCCUUCGGCCUCGGCCGCGAGCCCGCUUCCCGCGAAGUGAUGCGCAAGCCGCCGCACGACAGGAAGCGGGGCGUGUUCACGAACCAGAUCCUGGCCGACAUGAUGGUUUACGGGCUGCUGAUGGGCACGCUGUCGCUGAUGACGUUCGUGAUCGUCAUCUACGGGGUGAACGACGGGCGGCUGGGGGUGAACUGCAACCGGGAGUACGGCGACGGGAUCUGCGAGCCCGUGUUCCGGGCGCGGGCCGCCGUCUUCGCGGAGCUGACCUGGCUCAUCCUCAUCAGCGCCUGGGAGUUCAAGGACAUCCGCCGGUCGAUGUUCCGGCUCAAGCCGGACGACACGUCCAAGUUCCCGCUGUUCAAGGACGUCUACGAGAACAAGUUCCUGUUCUGGGCCGUGGUCCUCGGCGCCCUCAGCGUGUUCCCCGUCGUGUACAUCCCCACGAUAAACACCAACGUGUUCAAGCACGUCGGGAUCAGCUGGGAAUGGAGUCUAGUUGUCGCGGCGACCAUCAUCUUCGUCGCGGGCAUGGAGCUCUGGAAGUUGAUCAAGCGUCGGUUUAGAUUGCUCGAGGAUGCCGCCGUCGCGAGAGGCGCUUUCUCUCAGGGCAGCGAGGAAAACGGGCGGAAGUUCAACCACACGAUCAGUUUUGGCAGUUUGAAGAGUUGGCGGAGUGUUGGGCGAAGCCAUACUACUGAUACCCGGGCCAGCACGAAGGAGAAGAAGGACGCAAGUCCCGUAUGA
Molecule: messenger RNA, 3294 nt
Organism: Daldinia caldariorum
Lineage: Eukaryota; Fungi; Ascomycota; Sordariomycetes; Xylariales; Hypoxylaceae
Product: potassium/sodium eff
Exons: 5
Coding region: 1-3294 (1097 amino acids)
Biological process (GO): intracellular calcium ion homeostasis; calcium ion transmembrane transport
Cellular component (GO): plasma membrane
Molecular function (GO): P-type calcium transporter activity; ATP binding; ATP hydrolysis activity
Source: RefSeq, a predicted model, not a curated record